This is a messenger RNA of Cynara cardunculus var. scolymus (artichoke), 1444 nucleotides long. Its product is annotated as probable aminotransferase TAT2. Gene Ontology annotation, biological process: amino acid metabolic process; biosynthetic process. NCBI's taxonomy places the organism in Eukaryota, Viridiplantae, Streptophyta, Magnoliopsida, Asterales, Asteraceae. Gene Ontology annotation, molecular function: transaminase activity; pyridoxal phosphate binding. Bases 112 to 1344 code for a protein of 410 amino acids. The record is from RefSeq and is a predicted model, not a curated record. The transcript is spliced from 8 exons.
AUAUAUACAUAUACAUGCAUCCCAUCUUUCUUCCCUUGGACCAAAAUUGGUGAUUUCGUGUUUAUAUCGUAGUAAAUAAGGGUUGUUGCAGUGCUACUAUCAAAGUUGAAGAUGGAGACACCAACAAAUAUGACUAUAAAGGGUAUUCUUGGUAUUUUAAUGGCAAGUAUUGAUGAGGAUAAGAAGAGAAGGUUAAUAUCAUUAGGAAUGGGUGACCCAACUGCAUUUUCAUGCUUUACCACUACAGAUAUAGCUCAAGAUGCUGUGGUUCAAACUCUUCAAUCCCGUAAAUUCAAUGGCUACUCUCCUACUGUUGGCCUCCCUCAAACAAGAAAGGCAAUAUCUGAAUAUUUAUCGACAUCUCUACCAUACAAACUAUCCUCGGAUGAUGUAUACAUAACAGCAGGCUGCACACAGGCUAUAGAAGUUGCUAUAUCGAUCCUAGCUCGACCAAAUGCAAACAUCUUGGUUCCAAAACCUGGAUUCCCAAUUUACGAACUUUGUGCAGCUUUUAGAAACGUAGAAAUCCGCCAUUUUAAUCUUCUUCCGGAUAGAGGAUGGGAGGUUGACUUGGAUUCCGUUGAUGCAUUAAUUGACCACAAUACUGUUGGCAUUGUAAUCAUAAACCCUGGGAAUCCUUGUGGCAAUGUCUAUAGUUAUCAACAUCUAAAGAAGAUUGCUGAAACUGCAAAAAGGCACAAGAUUCUAAUUGUAGCAGAUGAAGUUUAUGGGCAUUUAGCUUUUGGAGACAACCCUUUUGUGCCAAUGGGUGUUUUUGGGUCCAUGGUUCCUGUUCUUACUCUUGGUUCAUUGUCAAAAAGAUGGAUAGUACCCGGAUGGAGGCUUGGGUGGUUUGUCACCAGUGAUCCAAAAGGCAUCUUCAAGAAUACUAAGAACAUUGAGCGCCUGAAGAAAUACUUCGAUAUAUGUGGUGGUCCAGCAACCUUCAUACAGGCAGCUGUUCCCUGCAUCCUUGAGAACACAGAAGAGGUGUUCUUCACAAGAACUCUUGGCAUACUGAAGCAGAGCUCAGACCUUUGCUUCAAGAAAAUUAAAGAGAUACCUUGUUUAACUUGCCCACAAAAACCACAGGGAGCUAUGUCUGUUAUGGUGAAACUGAAUGUGUCCUUACUAAAAGAUAUUAGUGAUGAUGUUGAGUUCUGUUUCAAGCUAGCCAAAGAAGAAUCAGUGAUCCUUCUUCCAGGACUUACUGUGGGUCUUAAAAAUUGGGUUCGUAUAACUUUUGCUGCAGAACCAUCUUCUCUCGAAGAAGCUCUUGACAGAGUCAAGUCCUUUUCCGAAAGACAUUCCCAUCAACAGAAGGUUCAUAUUGAACUAUCAUAAUUAAAGAAAUACAUCUUUCUUUACGGUAUAGCAAGCAAAUGUAACUAGAAAACAUAUUAUCCUAUUAAUUACAUGACAGUAAGUGUCCUUGGUUUCUAAA